Molecule: messenger RNA, 9728 nt
Organism: Rhincodon typus (whale shark)
Lineage: Eukaryota; Metazoa; Chordata; Chondrichthyes; Orectolobiformes; Rhincodontidae
Product: centrosome-associated protein 350-like
Exons: 30
Coding region: 49-8487 (2812 amino acids)
Biological process (GO): microtubule anchoring
Cellular component (GO): centrosome
Molecular function (GO): microtubule binding
Source: RefSeq, a predicted model, not a curated record
ACUCGGUGCGAGACUCUAGAUCUGGUCGCUGUCUGCUCCCUAAAGACCAUGAACAAGGAACGGAUAUUGAGUAGGAACGGGCAACUCGGAGCUUCCAUCAGGGCAAUUGUCCCACUUAGGAUGGAAAAUCCUAGCAGGCUUGAUGGAUGUGGUGUGAAUUGCACUGGCGACACUACAAAGCAGGGUGCUUCUCCCCAACAACCAAGUUCCCGAAGACCUUGUGGACCAGAUAAGCACAAAGUCCUGAGUUUUGAGUGGUCUUCUUCCUCAAGCAGGACAAAUGACACCAGAAAUUUCAAUUCCUUGGUGAAGAAUUGUCAUUCUUCAAGAAGAAUGUUCUGGGAUGAGAGAUCGAGCCCCUUAUACGAUGACAUUAUUGACCAAGGCAUUCCACUAUCUGCACUUAACCAAACAACAGCAGUUAGCAACCAAGAUAAAAAUGAUAACCUGUCAAUAGGAGUUACUCCAACAAGAUCGCAUACAUUGGGUGAUAUGGACACAAUGGAAAAUUAUUGGUUCCUGGCUUGUAAUCAAGAGACUUGCGGUGGCUUCAAACCAUCCAUCCAACAUGUGCUUGGAGAAAGAGCUCCAGUUGGGAAUGACAGCAAAUUGGCCCUUGAUCGUUCGAUCAAAAGACGGAUCUUGCAAGAGAAGGAAAGAUCUCCCGUGGCAUCAAUCAGCGCUUUCCCCCCUACUCCACCUGGAAGUCCAGUAGCCCAACGGCUGGAGCGGAGUCAUUCUCCUGUGAACAAAUUGGAGAGGCUUAAAGAGCGGAUCAGGAGACAGAGGAAUUUGGAAAAAGUGGAGGGGACUCUCUCAAACAGACCACAUGCAGAGCAACCUAUCCCAGCUCUCCAAACGAAGUUUGGAGACCCUUUCAGUAAUGGGUCAAUGAAGCGUUGGGUCAGGAAGGUGACCUUUGCCCCCCCUGCACCAGCCUAUAAAGGUUUCAAUGCCAUUGAGUUGGCGUCUGACAAGAAAUUCUCAAAACCCCAGGCGUUUGGAGAGGCUGUUUCAGUGAACUCUCAGUCCAGUCGGCGAGCAGUGAUGCGAGGCAGAGAUUGGGGACAACAACAAAAUGCAGAGGAGAGAAGAAACUACCUGAAAACCUCCAUUAAGAACUGGGAGACAAAUCUCCAAGCUCAAAGCCUCUCCAAGCCACCAAGUCCAAAGAGAACUGUGAAAGAUGAAGCUGAAUCCCGUUCUUCUGGCAUUUUUGCAUGGAGAGAAGGUCAGAAAUUGGUGAGAAUGUUGCUUGGUCCACCUCCUAAAUGUCCAAAUGUCCUGACCAAGGAUCUUGAUCAUGAUGAAAGGAACGAUUGUGACACAUCAGCCGACCAGCAAGCGAAAGACCUAGAGGAAUACAAUCCAACUGCUUCACUUGAAAGGAGUCCCAGAAGAAGACUUUGCAUUACAAAAGAGGGUGAUCAUAGCUGUACUUGUGUUAAAACUGGUCUGUCAGACUCCGAGCAGCUCGUUCCAGAGGUAUUGCCAUUGACUGGAAUCUUAGAUGGUUUGGAAUCUCAAAAAGAUGUUGGAAAGAGUCAAAGUUCUACUUUGAAAAUGGGAAAUGACGGUCCAAACCGUAAACAAGAACAUGGUGAAUGUAGUUGCAGGGGACUUGUGAGUCCUAAGAAACAUGGCUAUUUCAUCUGUCAUAAAGACAAGCCAAGAAGUCCAAAUUCUGGUCCCACCAGCCCUCCAAGAUGUUGUAGCCCUCGAUUGGGAUCACGUCCUGAAAGCAAGAGACAUUUAUCGCCUUUGAAAAGCAGGCUGCGUUCCUUUAGCCCAUCUCCAAACCAUCCUGGAGUCAGAAACCAGAAGGGGGGAGGAGUGGGGACUGAAGAGCGCCGACGAUCGCCACAGGCCCGCAGUUACAACGCAGACGAGGUCCGUGAGUAUAUGAACAGGCAGUUGGCCGAGCACAAGAAGAAGGAGAGGGAAGAGAAACGCUCAGUGAAGCACGCUAUAGAGAUGAGGAAGAAAAGACUGCAGGAAGUCUACAGGAAGCAAAGAGAGGCUCUCUCAAAGAAAACAAGAGGGAAACAGAGGAGCAGUUCAUUGGGUGCAGGGGAAAAAUCUACAAAACAAGUAACGAGAGUGGGUGCAGCUCAAGUGAUUAAAGCUCAGGCAUCAGCUCAAGCCAACACAGAGCCUGGAGACUUCAAGGAAAGCGGGAUAUAUCGGUGGGAGCUGAAUGAUACCAAGAGACCAUUCCACCAUUAUCUAUCCAGCAAAUAUAGCCCGUUGAGACUUCAAGACUUGGAAUCAUGUCGACACUCUCAAGAGUGUUCCUCCCCACCAGCUCAGCUUUCACGGUCCAUUGAUGAGCUCCUGCCUCUGGCACACCGUGAGGGGGAGAUGAGCUGUAAAGCCAGUAGCAUGGGCUACAAGGACAAGCAGCAACGUAUCGAAGACCUCUGCUCCAUGGCAACAGCCCUCAGUGGCCGCAUUGAGAACGAAGCUCGAAGGCUGGGUGUGGAGGCAGAUGUUUGGAAAAGACCCGGGAGCCAAAGCUGGGACAAAGGGUGGGAGCGGGCCGAUUUGCGUGGCUUCACACGAGCAGAUCCUAUGGGCAACUGGACUGACCACAAUGACCCGAAGCGGCAGCUUGUCCCAAGCCCUGAGCCAGUCCCGUCACCACGGGUCUCACUGUGUGACUUCCUACCUGCCCGACAUCAAGAGUGGGAAGAGCAACAGGGAGCUGCUGUACCCGAGGACGAGAUGGUGGACGAGAAACUCAACUUGCAGGAUGACCAUCCCGAGGAUGGCCUGCUGUGCAGCUCCUUGUUGAAGAGCGAGUGCAACAUCCAGUGGAGUGACUCGGAAUCUUUGAUGGAGCGUGGAUUGUGCAGUAGACCCAGAGUGAUAGAUAAUGCCCUGACAGGGAAGCAGAAAGAGAUAGUUAAUAAAAGUACCGGUGUCCAGAGAUUCUUCAGCGAACUGGACCAAGAAGCAACAAGAAAUGUCAAAACUCAUGAGCUCCCUUUUGAAACAGUCCGGUUUGAGAACAGAUUCCCAAGUGGAAGAACUUCUCAGGAAAUGAGUGGAGUGCAAGAUGCCAACAAUUUGUCCCUGGAAUCACUGUGGUCCCCAUCCAAGACAACCUGUAUCUCAGCCUCAGGAACAAAGCAGACCGACAGAAGGAAGGAUUCUGGCUAUCAACAUUACUUAAGAUGCCAGCCGAUUGCAAGUGACUCCCUGGAGAUGAGGAAGGAUUUCUCACUGACAGGAAAAUGUCAUUGGAAGAACAGGCAGUUGCACAAUCCACAGCGACUGUGCUCAGCUAUAGUUGAAGAGAACUAUAACCUUGUGAGCAUACAGUUUCCGAGAAGCCCUGGUCUCUCCUCAGCACUGGAUAAAAGGUCUUCAGACAGGUCCGAACUCUCAACCAGCUCCAGGAAAACCACCACAAAGGAUUUGGGAAAGGGAAAGGAAGACCUUAUGACCCAGAGAUUGUCUGAAAUGAUGAAGGAACUCCAAGAGGAGUCUGACCAAUUAAGGGCACACAGUUCUCUGAAAGAAAACUCUUCAUCAGAGCUGAAGGGGUCCCCUACAAUGACCCCAGUGAUAAUUGGGACCACCAACCAUCUGAGGAGCAACACAAAGAGGAGAGCAGAUGUAGAGAUUUCACUGGAUGGGAAAGAAUCGGUCUUGGGGAGUACCCACCCAUCACUCACUGAUGGAAUGUUGGUGAAAGAUAUAUCGGUGGAACAGUCCUUUUGGUCCCUGCUACCUUCUGAGAGUCAUUGGAGACGGACGCUGGAAAGUAAAAAGAAGUCACAGUCUGGUGAUGAAAUUGCACGGAAUGUAACAGAUGAUGCUUUUGGAAAGUGGCAGGAAUCAGGCACGUCUAUCUUUGGCAGCCCAGACGCUUUCAGCCGGUUUACGCUUGAGAUGGCUCAGCAGUACCUCAAGGAAGAGGAACUUCGAGCCAGACACCAAGCAGCUCUAUUUCGACUAAGGGAGAGAGCACUGAGGGAGAAAACCAAGGCUGAGCUGGCCUGGCUGGAGCAUCAGAAAACGUUCUUGACGAAGAAAGAGAAGGAACUGGUGAAGCGCCGGCGACAAGCGGAGGAUUUGCUGGAGUGGAAACAACGCUGUGACGAAGAGGAGCUGGCUCUACAUAGGACUGAGUCAGAAAUUGUUGCUCCCUGGAGUCCACUGGCCCAGGAGAUAGAUCCAGGCAAAACAGAAACCGAUAACUGGAACCAUGAGGAAUGCUCACACUCCAUCGAACCAAACAAAUCCCUCAGCACCAAUGAAGUGGUGACCUUGGCUACAGUUGCCCCUUUGGAUGAGCAUUGUCAAGGGCAACAGAAUGUGAAACCUCCUGCAAAAAGCUCGGAGCAGAGGCCUGCAAUGGUUCCAAAACCUUCUGAAAAGUCAGCAAUCGAGGUGGCCAAGAUUCAGUCAGAGAAAGGUUUACUUAUCACUGAGACAGCCCAGAAACAAGGUGCUGGAGAAAACCGGAUAUCCCCACUGGAGUGUGAACUGGCAAAUGGGAAGGCGAUGUUGGGUGACCUGCAGAGUGAGCAGAAGAGGCGGCGAAGGGAAAGGUUAAAGAUGGAAGAAGCUGAUCUGUGCAGACAGCUGGAGGAGUACGACGCCUUCAUCAGUAAGACAAAAGCUGAGCUGAUUUCAGAUGCUGAGUUUUACCUCAUUUCAAAGCCACAAAUUAAAGCCCCUAUGGCAGUGCUGCACAAGCCUUUCCCUCAGCUGCUGAGGUCUAACAUUCUGAAACAUCCAGCAAAACCUAGUGCUGAGAUCCUUCAAUCACAAAACGUACCUUCAAAGCAGGGUGAAAAGGCUAAUGGUGUGGAAAAGAUAUUGAAACCACAAGAGGCAAUAGGAUCUGUUGAUGUCAGCUGUCCACUGAGUAAGUCUCAGAUUAGUGACCAACCAUCUCAGUGUCCUGUGUCCCAACUUCUACCUUCCUCUGUGCCAGAUGAUGGGAAUCAGUGUGCGGAAAGCCAAUUGGAAAUGCUUACUCAUUGUGGGUCUGCAGAAUCAUCACAAAGUUCAGACAUAGUUAUUGAAUCUUUAGACUCAUCUGACAACUGCAGGGAAGAAAUCUUGUGUGAUAGCAACUCAGACAAUUCAGCUUGCAAGAGGACUAAAGACACUGAUGACUCUUGGAGUGAAAAGUCUUCUAUUCUACUUGAGACAGAAGGAAAUGUGAUGAUAUUAUCAUCAAAACCAACAGGAUCAUUGAUUGGAAGGAAGCCCCAGUUGCAACUCCAUGAUGCCUGGAGUAAUGUCGCUCCCCAAGCAGCAGAUAAUUUAUCGCAAGCCUCUGCUCACCACUUACUGAGUAACACAAUCAGCCUGGAAGCAGAAGAAAGAAUGGAACAUGAAAAUAUACAACCAAAUUAUGUUGUCAAAAAUUCAGAAAUCACCAAAGAUUGGUUUGGAUUGCCUAAUCAUUCUGAAAAUGUCUCCAGCUUCAGGCCUGCAUCGACCCUCCAGACUUCAUUGCAGGCCCCAGUGGCACAGAAUGAAAUGCUUAAACCUGAAAUAGUGGUGGAGUGUGAAGAAAUGAUGACUGCUGGACUGCCCUUUGGAAAGGAUGGUAAUUUCUGGGAACCAACUGCAACUCCACUUUCCCUGAGAAGCAGGCAUUACCUGCACAAGAGUGCAGCUUUAGCAACUGCUCAAAUGGCUCCAGGCAGCUGGACUGCAGAGAUUAUUUCACCAGUGCUCUCCCUACCAGACGUGCAUGACUAUGCCAGCACUGAAAAAAACUUGAAGGUCCAAGGCUUGGGUCCAUUAUCCAAUGAAGUGAUACAGUCACCUGCAAGUGAUACUUUGUGCACAAAUGGCAAUUCACCAUCUUUAUUGGAACAAACAAAUCUGUUAAGAAGUGAAACAGUUAAAGAAAUGGCCCCGCAUAGAGCAGAGAGGUCACCUGGGUCUGAUGAUAUUGCAUCUGAAGGUGAUGAGUUGCUACCUUUGAGUGCAAAACUGAAAUUACGGAGUCCCAAAAUGUUACCUCCAGUCUUAAGGGAAUCCUCAAGCAAAGAAGAUCUGUUUUCACUGAAAGGAAUUGGCUUAUUGGCUCAGGGGGAGCAGCCAUCUCUUGUAGAAGAAAUCUCACCUGUAAAUGAGGAGCUGCUAUCUUCAGCUGAGGAAGACAGCAUCUUCAAUACAACGGGCUUAAGCUCUCCAAUUUAUGAAUUAAUUUUAUGUGAAAGUGAAGCCUUUCCCAUUCCAGAUGAAGCUGAUAGUGCUAUUGAAACUGAAAACGUUCCUCAAUCUCCAGGAGAAAAUAUUUUUUGCAUCAGCAAUAAGCUUCCAUCUUCAAUUAGAGAAAAUAUCUUUGAUAGAACUGAAGGCCUACAACCGCUAUCUGUUGGUAACUCUUUGCUAAAUGAGAAGUUACCAUCUUUAGGCGAAAAACACAGCUUGGUGAAUGCUGAUAAUUUCACUGCUUUUCUUCCUCCUCCCAUUGAAGCAGCAGGUGAAGGGAAGGUCAAUGCUACAACAGAGAAACUUGAGCACCCAUUAAAAAUAAGUGGAGAGGAAACUGGCACACAGUUGGAUGAGGAAAAUCUUCUUUUGCCUGAAUCAUUAGGAAUUCACAUACCUCGAAAGGACCAACAAAUGGUUGAUCCUUUAAAGGCUGAUAAUGUUGGAGACCAGAUGCGAGCAAGCCAUGGAGAACCUGAUACCUUACAGUGUGAAAGGCAUACAUCAUUUGACCAGGGUGGCUGUGCUGAUGUAGAAGUGACUAUACCAAAAGGUGACUAUGAUGGAGUCUUCUGGGGUGUGAAGUGUUUUAAAUGUAUGAAUAAUUUUGGCAGUUUUAACACUCAUGGCAAUCCAUGGGUUGAUUAUGAAUUUGAUGCAGGUGUCACAAAUGGCGAAGACUUAUUCUGUGAUGGAGUAUGUGAGCAAAAGUACAAAAACCUGGACAAUGAAUUGAAAGAAGCUCAUGGCUUUGAAGAAAUAUCUGAAGAGAAGGAAAAUGAGAAGGAAGAUACUUACCAGCUGAAGGUCAAAAAGCUAUAUUCCUGCCAACUUGGCCAAGGAGAUCCACAUCCAAGUGGUAUUGAUGAGCCUGCACUGGAACAAAUAAUUGUGGAAUGUGCAAAGGCAGUGGAGUCAUUUGUUGGUUGUCAAGAUUUGGUGGAUGCCCAAGUGGAACAAGAUUUGCAGUUGGACUUCCAUGCCUACUUAGAAGGCUUGGACCACUCAUGGGUAUUGCAACAUCCUCGGGGUAAGAGCAGUGAACAGUUGGUGAAUGAAGUUACAGAACAUCUCAUGGAAUAUCUGGUGGAAGAAACUUUGGCUGAAUUGACUGGGAUCAGACAGCAGCAAAAUCAGAGCAGCAAAAAAACAAGGGGAACGAGGCUCGAUGGGCAUCAAAACACUCAAGACUUUAUUAAACUUGCUCAGCAAAACAGUGGACCACUUAAAGGGCAAAGAGAUCAUGACAAAUCCUUCAUGAGUGUUCCUGACCUUUCAAGAAUAAAUUGUAUACAGCUGAAAGAUCCAAUUAGAAUUGCAAAGGAUGGCUGUCCUGAAGAAAGAAUUGAAAAUGUGACUGAAAAUUUAAUAGCAAAAUUGGUGGAUGAUUCAGCAAAGGAAUAUGCCCAAAUCAAGAGGAAACACCAUGGAAAAUUAGAUGCAAAUAAUAUCUGCUGUCCUCGGACUGUGGUGAAUUGGACUCCACUUGAUGAGAUGUUUAACAUGGGUACUUUUGGAAGCAGCCAGGAUGUCAGCAGUGAAAAAUACAAAGGAUUCCAGCCUUUCUUGGACAAUAAAACGCCAGGGCAAAGGUUUGCAUUGGACCGGUGGUGCUCAGGAACUUGUAGGAAGCCAAAGGAAACUGUUUUUGCUGCACCUUAUAACCUCAUGGAAGUUCAGCAGUUGGUUGACAAAGCCAUCAAUGUCCUGUGGAACCAAUGUUGUCAUGUUCAAGAUUACAGCACGACUAAUGUGUUUGAGGAUCGAGAGCAGACUGAUGAGAAGGAUGGUCAUACUGAAAGCAAGGGAGUGCACGAGCAGGUUAUUUUUGAUUUGACUUCUGAUCUUUUUCAAAACUUCUUAAUGAAGGAGCUAAUGUCCAAACCAUAUCCAUGGCUGAAACACAAGUCCUGGGCUGGACUCUUAUCUGGCCUUGUUCCUGAUACACAGCAGCAAAGGCAACUGAAGUCAUUCAUCCAAGGCAAAGUGGCCAAAUUACUAAAUCUGGACAGAAAUGACCUGGAAAUGAGGGAAAAGCUCCAGAAACUGACAAAGUAUUGCAAGAGCAAAAGGGACCGGGUUGACAUCAUCCUGAUUCAAGAACUCGAAGAGGAAGAGAGCCAGUGGGUUCAAUAUGCUGAUGAUGAACUAACUGUGAAGCUGAAGCUGACUGAGGACAUCUUCAACAUCUUGGUUCAUGACACUGUGGAUGUCCUCAACACCAUCUGUGACAGAGGAUCAACAAGACAUUCUCUCACCAUCUCCAGUUUUACACACGGCGAGGGAGGAAAAAUUUGAGGAAAUGUCAACUGAAGACACAUCCUGCAUUGUGUAACUGGUAAGAACGGUAAUGCUUGAGUAAACCAAUUCUUCUUUCUCCCUCACCUCAUGCCUAGAGACAGAUAAAACACUCGCUUACAUGUGGUUUCCAUGCCUAGUUUCUCAUGGAACAGAUAGCCAGCCUGUCACCAGACGCUGUAUCGUCACAGACGCCAUUCUGCAUCAGGCAUGGCUGAGCAAGAGACUCUCUAACUCUUUCACCUGGCACGGGCACAUUGGACGGAUUUACAGGCUAAUAAUCAACCUGUUUGGCCACUUUAGGUACGCGCAUUCUGUGGUCAUCAAGUCUUAGACUACAAUUCAAUACAUUAACCAUAAACCUUUGAAUGUCUUGAAACAGAAGUAUUUUACCAGCUUAAAGGACAAAUGUGGCACUGUGUAGGAACACCAGUUUCUGCAUGUCACACAAGGACUUAUGGAUAAAUUGCCUUUCCAUUUUGCUGCCAUUGGAUUAAAAUUCUGAAAGCCACUAACCAACAGCAAUUAUCACCUCAAACCGUAGAAGAAACUUCAUCAACACCUUUUAUGAUGGCACUUGGGAAUGGUGAAUAAACAAUGAACUUGCCAGCAAUGCACUGUUUUUCCUACAUAUUCAUUAGAUAGGGGAAAGAUAUUUCGGCAGAUAAGUUCUUUCCAAAGAAUCACUGGUUGUUGAAAAUUUGAUCAAUUGAGAGGUUCUGAUAGUUGUUCAGUAUAGAUGGAACUCUACCUCAGCAAACAAUGUGAACCCUCAGAACUGACAGGAGGGGAGAAAAUAGUAUUUUCCAAAAUGCUUGGAACUUGCAACUGAGAGGGUAGUUGAGGCAAGAAGUAUGAAUGCAGUUAACAAGAAAUUGGAUAAACAGGGACAAAGGGAUAGAAAGAUAUGCUUUUAGGGUUAGAUGAAAAAUGGUGGGAAGAGGCUUAUGUGGAGCUUAAAAACCAGCAUGAAUGAGAUGGGCUGUAUGGAUGUUUCUGUACUUUACAUUUUGUGUAAUUCUAUGAGUUGCCAGUGGGAGAGUUAACAAGAAGAGAGGGAGAAGUGUAUGUUCCGGGUAAACUUACAGAAAUAAGAAAGGGAGGAUCAUAAAUUUGUGGAAGAGACUGGAAUGCUGUGAAGCAUUAAACAUUGCACCAUCUACGAACACAGCAAACUUUACCUCCACCCUCACCCACACCCCAGGCCCCAAGAAGAGCUUCCACAUCAAGCAGAUGUUCAC